AGGGCGGGUGCUGGGAGCGGCGGCGUCUCUUGGUCCGGGCGAGGGGGGAAGGAGCGAGCCGGCGCUGCCGGCCGGGUAGGGGGAGCAUGGCGCUGUCGAUGCCGGUGAACGGGCUGAAGGACGGUGACAAGGAGCCGCUUAUCGAACUCUUCGUCAAGGCUGGCAGUGAUGGUGAAAGCAUAGGGAACUGUCCCUUUUCCCAGAGACUCUUCAUGAUUCUGUGGCUCAAGGGAGUAGUGUUUAGUGUCACAACCGUUGACUUGAAGAGGAAACCAGCAGACCUUCAGAACUUGGCUCCAGGGACUCAUCCACCCUUUAUUACCUACAAUGGUGAAGUGAAAACAGAUGUGAACAAGAUUGAAGAGUUCCUUGAAGAUGUCUUGUGUCCACCCAAGUACUUAAAGCUUUCACCAAAGCACCCAGAAUCAAACACCGCUGGAAUGGACAUCUUUGCCAAAUUUUCUGCAUUUAUCAAGAAUUCCAGACCAGAGGCCAAUGAAGCUUUGGAACGUAGCCUCUUGAAAACUCUGCAGAAACUGGAUGAGUACCUGAACACUCCUCUCCCUGAUGAGAUAGAUGAGAACAGCAUGGAGGAUAUCACAGUUUCUACCCGCAAGUUUCUGGAUGGCAACGAGAUGACAUUAGCAGACUGCAAUCUGCUACCUAAACUACACAUUGUCAAGGUGGUUGCCAAAAAAUAUCGCAAUUUUGAUAUUCCCAAGCAAAUGGCAGGGAUUUGGAGAUACCUGACUAAUGCCUACAGCAGGGAUGAAUUCACCAAUACUUGUCCCGGAGACAAAGAGAUUGAAAUAGCUUACAGCGAUGUAGCGAAGAGACUCACUAACUAAACAGCACUUGCAAAAGAGAUGACUUCUCACAUAUUCCAUAACAGAAUGCUUCUCCUAACAGACUGCUCUUUUGCAUAUAAAAUAACAAUUUAUUUUGCAUGAAUUUGCAGUUAUUCAAUGUUACGUUGGAUAGAGCAGGUACAGUAAUUACCUAAAAUUUGCAAAACAGGAGUAAUGAGGCUUGGUUUUCUUUACCUUCUUUAGCAGCAAAUAUGAAGAUUAUCAUUAAUACAGUUUGUGUUUAAUGUUGCAUUGGGGUACCCUAAACACCCCAGCAUAAAGGGUUAUUUUCCUCCACUCCUUUUCUUUAUCUAUUAACUAUAGCUAAACUUGCAAACAUUUGGUCCAUUUCUGUGUAGACACUCUUUUGAAAUUCACUAAUUGGUCCACAAUCUUCUCUUGGUAUAUGGUACAAGAAAUAUUUAUGUAUUUUGGAAUUUACUACUUCUUAAAGGUUUGCAUAUAGGAUAAAAUAGUUAUCUACAACAUAUUGAUCUGUACCUGCUUGUCUAUCCCAGUCGUAUACCAAAGGAUCUUAUUUCCAAAAAAGCCUUUUGCAGAAUACUUGGCAAUAUAUAUAUAUAUAUUUAAAAAAAAACAAGAAAAAAAAAUACUGUUAAAUAACUGUUGGAUUACAAACAAACAAACACCCCCCCCCCCCCCGAAAUAUGGCCACCACAGACCCAGAUAUGAAUGCCCCAAACUGCGGGAGUUGGGAUCUUGGUCUGAAUUUUGUUUAGGGGCUUCUCAGAGAAUGUGUUUAGGUCUGGGCCUUCUGGAGCCCAAUGAGCACUAGUAAUGGUUGGUGCUGUCUAAACUGAGUUUUGGGUCACACCAGAUAGACAGUUAGCAGAAGGUCAUUUUGAUGGCGCAUCAUGAAGAAACCAAAAGAGCUAGACACCCACCAUUGGUUCAUUUUAAGAACUGCAAGUGGCUGCUUUUUUGGUAGUAAAGAGCCUUUGUUCUGUGUAGGUCGUCUUAGUAACAUUUAUUUAGGAAAACUGUGCUGUCGUAAACAAUGUACAUGUAAACUUUAGGGUUCUAGUUGACAAAUAGCUACUGUAUAUGAUAGCUAGGAGUGCAAUGAUUAGCAAUGCAAGACUGACACACACACAGCAACUAGAGUAGAAAUCUUGCUGAGAAUUUUUUAAAGAUUUUUUUUUCUGAAGCAUGUGUAAGUGACCUUUAAAAGCGAAUAUUUGCCUUAACAUACAAUAUGCAUUUUUCUAAAUGAAAAGCCCUCUCUUGUUUUCUCUUUAAAAAUAAUGCUCUGUGAAGUGCCAGCCUUUCUAGGAAUUAAUUUAUCCCCUGACAGUCACUUGUCUACAUACCUGGACGGCAAUUUUGCAUAACCGUAAUCAUUGCACUACUCUACAUUUAGGUUUUCUGCAGCAACACUGAGGAAUAGCACUGCAAUUUUUUAAAAAGCUAUUUUCAAAUAUUUCUAAACCAGGGAAUAGUUUUCUUGUUUAAUACAAAAAGGCAAGGUUUUGAGGCAUGAAAUAAAUUACUAGGUUAUUUUAGAGGCCAUCAAACCCUACUCCAAAGAGCAUUAACCUAUUUUUUGUGAUGAUACUUUUUUAUAUUUAACUGAUUUUAGAAGUCUGGAAAGUGCUAUUCCUUGUAGGUUGUUUUUCUGAUAUUAAACCUACUGCAAUAACACGACAAUGCUCCCAGAAACACACUUUUUUACACUAACAUUUUGGUAAGCACUAGUUUUAUGAAAAACAGCACGACUUUCUAAGCAUCCUGCUUUUGCUACUUCAUAUAUCCAUAAAGUUAGCUUUAAAUAAGUAAUAGAGUACUCCAUCUUUGUAUACGUGGCUUGUGGUGCCUUUGUCUUGCCUUCUUAGGUCUAGAAUUCCAUUAUUGUAACAACUCUCAAUUGUUACCUGUCUCUUCAGACAGUGAUCGAUACACUUAAAAUCAAACCCUAUUAUGAUUUAUUGCAGAGGUGUUCAGGAACUGAAAGGAAAAUCUACAGAGCAGCCGGGUUAAAAAUGAUCUGUAGCCUUUUUAUAUUCACUGUAUCCUAAAGGCCCAUUCACACCAUGAAUAAAGUUUGUCUAGCAGUAAAAAUCUUCUUUAGGGGUUUAAUACUUGCCAGUGCUACAUUCAGAGAGAAGAAUUAUUUCAUUUUUUGUCAGAUUAAAACAUGGUUUUGUUUAGUUGUUAAUAACAGAAGGAGGGUAACAAUGGAAGUUUAUUGGUUUGGUGCUUUUUGCCUUUGUAUAGCUUAAAAUGCUCAACUAAAAAUGGAAUAUAGGAAUCAGUUUAAUUUUGGGUAUGGCUUAGUCAAUUGAAAUUAAUAAUCUAUAUUAAACUUAGAUCAGGAUGGCCCUUUGGAGUUGUUUUUUAAUUAGUGAUCAGGCCCGAUUUUUUUUGUAAACAAAUUAGGCACCCUGUAUGCACACAGCUUGUGUGUGUGCUGGGUAACCGUGGAUGAGCAUGAUCAUAAUUAACCAUUUGUAUAUACAGUGACCACAGUUGAGUGUACAAACUUGGUAACUGCCCACAAAAGAGCAGGCAUAUCCACACUUACCUUGUUACAAUAUCAGGCCUGUAGUCUAGUAUAAACCAUAGAUGCUUUGUAAUUUCCCUUCAAUAAUCUCUUAAUUAUUCUCAAAACAUGGAUGUUGAAUAUAAUAUGCUACAACUAAGUAAUUUUAAUGGCUGACGUGGUUAAAAGCUUGGGAACCAAGUUAAAGCUCUUGCUGUCUCUGGCACCCAUUGAUGUAUUUCUUGUCUCAAUACAAUGAGCUAUUGAGUGUCAGAGAUUGGACGGCAACUAAAAGAACGCGCUUUUCCCUUCUAGUCAAAGCUCAAACGAGGCUCUGGUUGGUUAGUAACUGAAAGGGGAUAUGCCAUGUGGUGGCCGCUUGCUGACCUCUGUGAAAUGCGUUGCUGUCUUUCUGAUUUCCUAGGGGAUGGGUAUCUGCAUUGCAUUGCAUCACUAUCGCUGUCCCACUUGUUGGCAUCCUCAGCAGAGAGGCCAAGAACUUAGUAGAGACUGAACAGCUUUUGCCUCUACAGGUCGUCUCUGCAGGUCAGACCCGCAGGGCGUUGGCAGGGUGAUGUGUGGUGGGAUUAGCCAGCUGGGGUAUAUGUAUACUACGGAAAGAGGACUUCAGUCUGACCCCAAUGACCAGCACUGACAGUAACCCUUAUUAAUGGGAAACUCCCUGUCCCCAUUCCCUCCCGCUUUGACUGGAGAACAAGGUAUACACGUGAAUUUGUUUUUUAAACAAAGUUUUCCUUUCUGGAAAAGACUUCCUACAUGUGCAAAACUGUUUGAGCGGGAUGCAUGUGAACCCUUGAAACGAUUUCAUGCACUCCAAACAUUUCCUAUGUGUCUGUUUUUCUCUGGCACUCAAAGUCCCACAUGGACUACUGCAGCCGUGUAGUUGCAUAAUUAUAUUUUUCCCAUAAAAUUGGUAAUUUUCUGGAACGGGUCUGUCUAAACUGAUUGAAAAGACGUGUGUGCAGUUCCUUGAUAAGAAAAAAGAUUAAAUCAGCUUUCUAUGUUAAGGAAGCAAAUUAGCUUUUCAUAUCAAAGGAACAGACACAUGAAAAAAAACUGACUGUGUUGAGCCAAACCAUGAUAUCUAGCUCCAUAGAACACAGUGGCUAAGAACAGCAAAAUGUAUUCUGCCAUUCAGAUAAUGAUUUGAACGUGUUAAAUGAGAAUCUUCGGAACAAAACUUUAUCUCUCCCAAGUCAGCCCACUUAGCUUGUGACACUAAUUCUUGUCUUUUGUAUGUGAGUGGGAUGAAGUGGAGUGAGAUGCAAACUCCCAGAACUGAACAUCUGGAAUUGGAGCAUGGCAUGCAGAAAUACUUGACAAGUCCAUACAGUUUAUUGUAGUAUGCUUUAUGUCUUUGGAUCAUCUUUUACAGAUAUACCAGUAUAUUGCUGGCAGCUAAAAAUAAAAUUAUAUUUUCACUACCAA
Messenger RNA from Emys orbicularis (European pond turtle), 4797 nucleotides. It is a transcript of the gene CLIC4, whose product is annotated as chloride intracellular channel 4. The transcript has 6 exons. Bases 87 to 848 code for a protein of 253 amino acids. The record is from RefSeq and is a predicted model, not a curated record. Lineage: Eukaryota; Metazoa; Chordata; Testudines; Emydidae.